AGCUGCUUUCCAAAUUUGCAGCGCAGAAAAAAAAGUAAUACAGCUGCUGAUAAGCGCAGAAUCGUGAAAAAUAUUUCGCACCAAACAAACGAUAGUCUUGUCCAUAUCGGUGGCCCUUGUCCAACACCAUCGAACUUUAUCGAAUGGAUUAAAACUUUAGAUAACAUCUACCGACGAGGAUGGUACACCAUGGUGCUAAUAAUCGUACGGAAACCAUCUGUCACCUUUCUCGAUUGCCCACUUCUUGGAACGUACCUCCGGAUGUCCGCAUGAAUCAGUUGCAUUUUUCACGAAACCACACUAACACACACACUUCCUGUGCGGUGACGAUUGCUUAAACAAACACCAACAUCACUGUACACGGAGAGCACUGAUAAGAACCAACCCUUGGACAAGCUUCAGCGGAGGAACCCCUGAAUAAUCAGUUGCCGAUAUCGCACCGAGGUCGUUGCAACGCUCUGCCUCGCAUUCUUUAUUUCAUGUUACGUAUUAUCAAGCCAAAAGAUAACACGUAACGCAACACGCCAAAGCGGGAAGGGAAGAGGUUUUUUUUAAAUGUGCGCAUUAUAAGAUCCACCUGGAACUGGACGAACUGGAGACCAAACAGUGUGUGGUUGACGUUAGUGAACUUUGGGUUGAUUUUAAUCAACGUCCCGGACCCAAUAUUGUGCCUUCAAAUUUGAAGCCCAGAUAGACUAGCUGCAGUGAAAAAUCAAUACCGUUUUUUACUGAAUCUGUGAUAAGAAAGCACCUUCAUUACCGAACUGGAACAAUUCCCUCCGCCGUGGUGCUAAUAUUUGUUGUACGUUGUGGAAAACUAAUUAUUUUCCUUACGCAAGUGUUGCGGUCACGUAGUGUCGGGGUCGGUUUGGGAAUGGUAAAAGCGACCCGCCCGUGGCCAAAUAUUUGAUUUGUGCUGUGAUAAUUUUUAAUGAAAAGUCACCAAACUGCCUGUUAGUGAUUAGAUCUAGCGAAAAGCGAAAGUGUCACUGAAAAUGAACCGCACGCUGUUGCUGUUCGUUCUUGUCGUCUACGUGCAAGUGUUACGUGCUCAGGAGGAAGAUUCGGUCGUACCGGUUACGGACGUACCGGACGUACGUGUUAUCGUUUCGCAUCUUUGUCACUUUAAAAAGCCACUGCAGGACCCGACCGAUGUGGAUGGUGAUCAGUACUGUGAUUGCGAUGUGCACAAUACGCCUAUGGGUCUGCCGGAGGUAGCGAUCGAUUGCAGGAGACAUCAGCUUGGCGAUGAGUUCUGGCAGGAUCUUCAAUCGCAGGAUAAUGAAAAGUUACCCCUGGGUACAAAUAGUUUAGACCUAUCCCAUAAUGGUCUAACGUUCGUGCCGCGCCUCAGUGGGGAUAAGCUUCGUAAGCUAAACAUCGGACACAACCAGAUAACGACCAUUCCCGAUAAGGUGUUUACCAAUGUGACGUUUCUUGAGGAACUGGAUCUAAGCAGUAAUCGCAUCGAGACACUCACCACCGAUGCAUUGGCCGGGCUGGGCAACCUUAAGCUGCUCGAUCUGAGUAGUAAUCGUAUCGGUUUGAUUGAGGUGAACGCAUUCUCGAACGUACUAAAUCUGAGACAUCUCAUCCUAUCGAACAAUUCGCUCGGUACGUUCUUCAACCGGACCGAGGCUGACCUGUACUUGCGGCUCGGUGUCUCUAACCGGCUGGCCAUACUGGAGAUGCAACGUUGUAACCUUACCGACAUCAAUCUCUCCAGUGGCGUUGGUCUUGAGCGUGCCCUGCUCGGAUACAACCGGUUACAGCAACUUACCAAGCUUCCCAAACAGCUCACCCACCUGGACAUUAGUGGCACUCCGAUCCGUAGUCUUCCGGCGAAGUUUCUGCCCCAUCUGUUACAUCUCGAAUCGCUCACCCUGCAAGAUAUGCCCAUCCUCUACACGGUGGAGGAGUACGCCCUGUACGGUUUGCCCCGACUGUCCACGUUGAACUUUCAAGGAUCCCGUAACCUUUCCACCAUCCAUCCACACGUUUUCGGUCAAAACGUUGUGCGCAACGAAACGGAUACGCAGCUGAAACGUUUCAUCCUGAAAGGGACCAACAUCCGGACGCUUAAUUCCACGCUAAAGUUUGCGUUCGAGAAUUUGCGCCUCCUUGACAUCCGUGGUGCACCGUUACGUUGCGAUUGUCAGUUGCGUUGGUUGCGUGAGCUACCGAACUUGAUGAUACUCGGGAUCUGCGUCAAACCGAACGCGUUGCGUGAGAAACGGUUCGGCAUGGUUGAACCGCAUCAGUUCCAGUGUCGGGCGGAACAGUUUUGGAUCUACACCGUGUUUAAUGUGCUGUUAGCGAUUUUGUUAAUUGUGCUUAUAUCGAUCGGUAUCUACUUGAUAGUGAGAGCUAUUCGGCCAAAACCACACGUACAGUUGCGGAUGGUCGGUCCAACGAGUCCGUACGCGCGCGUUACGAUCGAACCGAACCGGGCAGAGGUGUUGUAAGCGAUGGUGGAUGAGGUCUGGCUGUAGGACAGUUUUGCCAGUCUAUACUGUACAUAGCAAAGACGUAGAAAUAGUUUAAUGUAAGUUGUGAGUGUGUUUGUUUUUAAGUGAACGAGAAUGAAUAUAUGGCAAAAAUAGAAAAUAAAUCUAAUAGUAGAAUAUUGUUCUUCAUGAGUGAGUUAGACGUAAUAAGAAAUCAAAUUCCAAUAAAAUGACACCGUUUUUUU
Molecule: messenger RNA, 2692 nt
Organism: Anopheles funestus (African malaria mosquito)
Lineage: Eukaryota; Metazoa; Arthropoda; Insecta; Diptera; Culicidae
Product: leucine-rich repeat neuronal protein 3-like
Exons: 1
Coding region: 996-2465 (489 amino acids)
Molecular function (GO): protein binding
Source: RefSeq, a predicted model, not a curated record